Molecule: messenger RNA, 2129 nt
Organism: Metopolophium dirhodum (rose-grain aphid)
Lineage: Eukaryota; Metazoa; Arthropoda; Insecta; Hemiptera; Aphididae
Gene: Fer1HCH
Product: ferritin heavy chain
Biological process (GO): intracellular iron ion homeostasis; iron ion transport
Cellular component (GO): cytoplasm
Molecular function (GO): ferrous iron binding; ferric iron binding
Source: RefSeq, a predicted model, not a curated record
ACCGAUUACGUUAUUAUACGUUCCCCGCCGUCGUACGCAUUGUGUUUCGACGUUCCAUUGUGAGUACUGAGCUUGUAACUCGGUAUUAUUCGCCCACAGCACCGACGCUCGUGUACCCGUCAACAGGAUUUUCAUUUCUCUGGACCGUUUUGAGCUCCAGUCUCCAUUUUGAGUCUUCGUAAUACCCAUCAUUCGUCCGCACGCCGAAAUCAUGUUCAAACUCUCGCUGCUCUGUGUGGCAGCCGUUCUCGCUGUGGCCAGCCAAGAGACACAAGGAAAAAUGACCUGUAAACUGCCACAGGUCCAAAUUCCAGACGAUUGGAUCACCAUGGUUGACCCAUGUACGAAAAAAAUGAAAGAGCAGGUCCAGGAAGAACUAACUGCAGCAAUGACAUAUUUUGCAAUGGGAGCACAUUUUUCGAAGGACACAGUGAAUCGUCCAGGAUUUGCAAAAAUAUUCUUUGAUAGUGCCAGCGAAGAACGUGACCAUGCCAUUAAAAUUAUUGGAUAUUUGUUGAUGAGAGGAGGUUUGACCAAAGACAUCAGUCAAUUAAUCCGUGACCCUCAACCUUUGUCUGAAGCAUGGACUGAUGGUUUAAGUGCAUUGAAGGAUGCUUUAAAAUUGGAAGCUCAUGUCACUCGUAAGAUAAGAGAUAUUGCCACCACAUGUGAGGAACCUGGACGUGAUGGACAAGAUUUCAACGACUAUCAUUUAGUUGAUUGGUUAACUGGUGAUUUCUUGACUGAACAAUAUGAAGGUCAGCGUGACUUAGCUGGUAAAAUAUCCAAUCUUGGUAAGAUGUUGGAAGCACAUGGAGCUCUUGGUGAGUUCCUCUUUGACAAGAAACUUUUGAAUGGAGUUUCAAUUUAAUUUAUAUUUUUAUGAACAAAAUAAUGAACUACCCUUAAUUAUGAACAUUACCCAAACAUUUUUUUUUUUUAUGUAAUUGUGUAAAAUGAUUACUUUUCAUAGAUAAACUUAUUCGUAAAAUUAACCAACUAUGGUAUUUUAGCAUAGUAAAUGGUAAAAUACAAUUUUAUUAUAUUUUUCACAAACAUAAUUUAAUAAUAAACAUAUAUUUAUUACUACAUUGUAUUACAUUAUUUUCUUUUUUUAAUAUUAUUUAAUUAGUGUAAAAUUAAAUUAUUAUUUAAAAUGUUGGCCAUAAUAUCUACUUUUAAUCCGAUUAUACAUAUGAUAUUACUUUAUUUGUAACUUUGUAAGUAAUUAUUGCACUCUGAAACUUGAAAUCAAACACAAUAAAUCAAAUUUAUAUCUUUUAUUACAUUGUAUUUGUUUACAGCAGUGCUUGAAUUGGAAAAUUUUUUAAAGGGGGGGGGGGGGAGAGGAUGCAUGUGUUUUUUAAAAAAAAAAUGCGUACCUGAGUAUUUAAGUAUCUAAUUGAUUAUAGGAUAUAAUUAGAAGGGAUACCAGUGGCACCGAAUUAAAUAAAAACUGGCAGAUCAAAUAGUUUGAUUGACCCACCCACCCCUUUAAACGACUGAGAAACGGGAUUAACUAAUUAUGUAUGAAUAAUUUAAUGACAUUCCUGUGUUUCAUAAAAUAAUAGCAGAAAGACUGGGAAACUAGGAAGUAUAUAUUCUAUUAUUUUCCCACCCUCCAACCAUCCACCCGAUUUUUAAGGCAGUUCAAUUGAACUACCUAAGUACAUGUUCGGCUCCACUGAGAGGUACGCGUAUAUAUUUUAUAAAGUAGAGGUCUCUGUUCACUCUCAAUUCAAGCACUCGUUCACAAAGACGCAUUAAAAAAAAAUUUCUCAAAAACACCAUCUCUUCCUUGUAUUCCUUCCUUGUCCAAGUAUAAACCCAUUUCGGUUUUUUAUUUGAGUUGAUACCAUUUCCAAAAAAUACUCCGUAUCAGUCUUAACUGUGUCACUUGUUAACAAAUUAUUAUUACUCAUAGUAAUAUUUAACUUAAUUUUAUUAUUACAUUUAAUAAAAAUACGAAAUUUUAGGAAUUUAUUUAUAAACUAAAUUUUGUACAAUUUAUUUUUUGUAUCGUUCUUUAAUAAUAAUAGUCAUCAAGUAUCAAUAUAGGUGUAUUGUGCAAUUAAACUACUUGUGAUGUAUGAACUUUUUAUUUUAAAAUAUAUUACUUAUUUAUUAUA